AUGGAGAAGAAGAAAAACCUGUUUACAAUGGACUCCAAAGUCCUCGAUUUUGUUCAAGGGGAUUGUCUGAUACUCAGAAACAGGCUCAUCUGGAGGCUUGUACCCUUCUGGGUUACAACUCAACAAGAAUGCAAGAGAAACACGUCAAAAGAAGAAAUUGAAGACGCAAGUGAGUGUAGAAAAAACCUGUUUAUUAGUCUGCGAAUAAUCAACCAUAUACUCGUAGGCAUCGGCCUGCGCGUUAACCCUAGUCUCCGUACCCUCGACGGGGAGGGCAAAAGCGUCCAUCACAAUAAUCGCAUCGCCGUCGGUCUUCCCCUGCAUAAGCCCCAUGACCUCAAUCGUGCCGCCGGAGCGCGCGUGUACGACCAUCUUGAGGAGCGCGAGCGCCGAUAUCUUCACGCGCUUGAAGUAGUGCGGGUCAUUGGUCCAAGGCUUCUCCUGCUGGAACUUGGCCUGGGCCGCCUCGUCGUAAAGAUGGCGUCCGACGCGGAGGAGGAAGACGCCGAUGACGAGUCGGCGGCGGCGACGGUGGCGUCCACGAUGUUGUUCUCCAGCUCCCAUGUCUGCCGUGCAAUCGUGGCGGAGGAGAAGGGAUCCAUGGCGUGGAGGAUCACUUGUGAAUUUCACAUGGCUUGGGAUGAUGAGAAACCAUUUACAUACAGUAUUGGUCUGGAUUCAGCUAAAUCAAUUAAUGGGGUGCCAUUUAUCUUAGUUGAGUGUGGAUCUGCAAAAGAGAAUGAGACGAACAAGAGAAAACUUUAUUCAGAAUACAACGCAUAUAUGAACCUCAGCUGCUAUUUCGCAAUGUUCAUGAGUACCAAUUCCAUUUAUUCCAAGAAAAAAAUAUAA
Molecule: messenger RNA, 852 nt
Organism: Striga asiatica
Lineage: Eukaryota; Viridiplantae; Streptophyta; Magnoliopsida; Lamiales; Orobanchaceae
Source: the annotation of a GenBank genome assembly